AAACCUUUAAUCUAUAAUAGAACUCACUUUACAUUUAAUAGUAACAAACUCACUUGAUGACCCAAUGGCCUAGCUAUUGCAUGUGCCUGAUUAUUCCCCUUUGAAUAGUACGUAUUCUUUUUCCAUUUUCGUCUUUCACAGUGUUCAAAAAUUUUAUACACCGUUAAAUGGUUGAGUUAUAUAUCAAAUCAAGCUAAUUUGUUACCAGUCAUCAUUUUGUUUCUUUUUAUUUUUUUUAUUUUUUAAUUGUGGAUGUAUGAUAUAUAGGUGAUAAUGUUAAUUAUGCAGGACAAACAAUCUUUAGAUCACCGACAAUAUCGUGUAUAUAUUCUUACGUUCAGUUGUAACCUACCUCUGCUCUUUCACCUCUUCAUCAUCACUUCCAUGAAUAUCCCCUAGUACUCCGGUGAGUGGUUUAUGUACUUAAUUUAAUCUCUGCUUAUACUCUCUCCCCAAAUCUCUCUCUCUCAAUACUAAUGGUACAAUCAAAGAAAUUCAGAGGUGUCCGGCAACGUCACUGGGGUUCUUGGGUUUCCGAAAUUCGCCACCCAUUACUGAAGAGAAGGGUGUGGCUAGGAACAUUUGAUACCGCCGAGGAGGCAGCUAGAGCCUAUGAUCAAGCUGCCAUUUUAAUGAAUGGCCGAAAUGCCAAAACCAACUUCCCUGUAGCCCGAAAACCAGACCAAGACUCGAACAGCACCAGCACCGAUGAUCAAGAGUCAUCUUCAUCGCCACUAAAGGGUCUAUCAGAAAUCCUACGAGCUAAGUUUCGAAAAUGUAGCAAAACACCAUCUCCAUCUCUCACUUGUUUGAGGCUAGACACUGAGAAUUCCCAUAUUGGAGUGUGGCAAAAGCGCGCCGGUCCGUGCUCAGAUUCCAACUGGGUAAUGACAGUUGAUCUCGAGAAGAAGAACAAUGGCAAAGUCAACGAGAGCGAAUCAUCACUGCCUUUGUCUGACCAGUCCCCAACAAUGGUGGGUUCAAAGAGGUUGAGAAAUGAUGAGAUGGAUGAAGAGGAGAGAAUUGCAGUGCAAAUGAUAGAUGAACUUCUUUACACUAAUUGUCCUAGCCCUUCAUUUGAGAUUCAAGGUGUGGGUUACUUUUGCAUGUAGUUCCCUAAAUAUAUAUAUAUAUCAAUGUAUCUAUUUCUGUUCAUAUUGAAGACAAGGGAGGCUUUGGGUAGAAAUUAAUUAGUACUAAUUAAGAAAAUGUUGUCUAGCUAGGUGACAAUGGAUAUAUAUAUAGAAGAAUAAAAUUGUGUUAAUUAUCGAAAAAAAAAAAAAAAAGAAUAAAAUUGUGAUAACAGUUUCUUUAUCCUAAUUACU
Cornus florida is the source of this 1325-nucleotide messenger RNA. Its product is annotated as ethylene-responsive transcription factor WIN1-like. The transcript has 2 exons. Bases 477 to 1112 code for a protein of 211 amino acids. NCBI's taxonomy places the organism in Eukaryota, Viridiplantae, Streptophyta, Magnoliopsida, Cornales, Cornaceae. The record is from RefSeq and is a predicted model, not a curated record. Gene Ontology annotation, molecular function: DNA binding; DNA-binding transcription factor activity. Gene Ontology annotation, biological process: regulation of DNA-templated transcription.